AUAAGCGUCGCUGGGAAAAUGUCGGACAGAACAAUGAGACGGCAAGUCCUGUUGUUUUUCUCGAUCCUCUCGACCAGGCUGGCGCUCGGGCAGGUCAGUUACUCCAUCCCUGAAGAAAUGGCGAUAGGUUCUUUAGUCGGUAACAUCGCUCAAGAUUUGGGCUUGGAUGUGAAAAGACUGAAAUCGGGCAAAGCUCGUAUUUAUACGGGAGACAGCGCGGAAUACAUCGAGCUGAACAGAGACCGCGGAGCUCUCCUCGUCAAAGACAGGAUAGACCGCGAGCAUCUCUGCGGGCAGACGACGCCCUGUGCUUUACAUUUCCAGAUCAUUCUGGAACACCCGAUGGAGCUGUUCCGGGUAACGGUAGAAAUUACAGACGUAAACGACAACGCUCCGGCGUUUGCCAAGAAUAUGAAAACGUUUGAAAUUAGUGAAAUUGCCGGCAUCGGCGCGACGUUCAUGUUGGAGAGGGCGGUGGACCCCGACGUUGGCGUUAAUGGCCUCCAGAGAUAUGUCCUAAAUCCGACCGAUCAUUUUCAGAUAAGACUGAAAAAACAGCCGGACGGCGGCAAUAAAGUGGAGAUGGUUUUGCACCAGCCUUUAGAUCGCGAGCAGCAAGACACGUUGUCGCUGGUGCUCACGGCUGUAGACGGAGGUGAGCCGCAGCUGUCUGGGUCAAUGCAAAUUCACAUUACUGUGUUUGACGCGAACGACAAUCCGCCUGUUUUUACGCAGGAAAUUUACAAAGCAGCCGUCGUUGAAAAUUCACCCGUAGGUGCUACACUUGUAAAAGCCAUUGCAUCCGACGCUGACAAAGGCUCCAACAGCCACGUAAGUUAUUCUCUGUCGGGCUCAGCUGACAGUUUCACUGAUAUCUUUAAAAUCGACCCCAAAACUGGUGAUCUUAUCCUCACUGGGCAGGCGGAUUAUGAAAAGGCAAAACAUUAUCAAAUGUUCGUGGAGGCGACAGAUGAAGGAGGGCUCUCCGACUCCAGUAAAGUGAUUGUCGAUGUUAUUGACGUGAAUGACAAUAGCCCCCAAAUAAACGUGAUGUCGAAGUCAUCGUCGCUGAGUGAGAAUGCACCACAAACUACAGUGAUAGCCAUGAUAAGUGUAAAUGACCCUGACUCAGACAGUAGCGGUGAAGUUAAUUGUGAAAUCAAUGAAAAUAUUCCAUUUGCCAUAAAAUCGACAGCUACGGGUUUCUAUAGCCUGGUGACAGACAGUGAUCUGGACCGAGAGAGAGCCUCAGAGUAUAAUAUCAGUAUCACGUGUUGUGAUGAGGGAGUGCCCUCUCUCUCCAGCAGCGUCACUCUCACCUUACACAUCUCAGAUGUGAAUGACAACGCGCCUGUCUUUGAGAGGAGCUCAUAUGAGGCCUACAUUGUAGAAAACAACACACCGGGUCUCUCCAUAUUCACAGUGAAAGCCACAGACGCUGACUGGAACCAGAAUGCCCGUGUGUCUUAUAUACUGGAGGACUCCUCGGUUAACGGAGUGCCCGUCUCCUCCUAUGUGUCCGUCAGUGCUGAUAGUGGAGUCAUCCAUGCAGUUCGCUCUUUUGACUACGAGCACAUCAAGGAUUUUCGCUUGUGUGUUAAAGCGCAGGAUGGAGGCUCUCCUCCACUCAGUAGUAACGUGACUGUGAAAAUAACGAUCCAGGACCAGAACGACAACGCCCCUCAGGUUCUGUACCCAGUCCAGACCAGCAGCUCUGUGGUGGCUGAAAUGGUGCCUCGCUCAGCAGAUGUGGGCUAUCUGGUGACUAAAGUGGUGGCUGUUGAUGUGGACUCUGGACAGAAUGCCUGGCUCUCCUAUAAGCUGCAGAAAGCCACAGACAGGGCGCUGUUUGAAGUGGGCUUACAGAAUGGGGAAAUAAGAACUAUCCGCCAAGUCACUGAUAAAGAUGCUGUGAAACAAAGGCUGACUGUUGUAGUGGAGGACAACGGGCAGCCCUCUCGUUCAGCUACAGUCAAUGUUAACGUGGCGGUGGCGGACAGUUUCCCUGAAGUGCUCUCGGAGUUCACGGACUUUACGCACGACAAGGAGUACAAUGACAACCUGACUUUUUACUUAGUCUUGGCUUUGGCUGUAGUGUCCUUUCUCUUCAUCACCUGUUUAGUGGUCAUCAUAUCAGUGAAGAUAUACAGAUGGAGACAGUCUCGCAUCCUCUAUCAUUCCAGUCUGCCGGUGAUUCCCUAUUAUCCACCACGUUACUCAGACACUUUGGGGACAGGGACUCUCCAGCACGUGUACAAUUACGAGGUGUGCAGGACGACUGACUCCAGAAAGAGUGACUGUAAGUUCGGCAGAGCCGGUAGUCAGAACGUGCUGAUAAUGGACCCCAGUUGUACAGGGACGAUGCAGCGGAUCCAGAAUGAAAAGAACAUCCUGGAUGAGCCAGACUCUCCUGUAGAGGUUAGAAUUAUGAUUAUUUUCCCCCUUAAUUUAGAGAAUACAAGUCUUGUUUUCGUCUUUUUUUCUUUUUUCUUUACUUGUACGCUUAGUAAUUAA
This is a messenger RNA of Lampris incognitus (smalleye Pacific opah), 2514 nucleotides long. Its product is annotated as protocadherin beta-16-like. Gene Ontology annotation, molecular function: calcium ion binding. NCBI's taxonomy places the organism in Eukaryota, Metazoa, Chordata, Actinopteri, Lampriformes, Lampridae. The transcript has a single exon. Gene Ontology annotation, biological process: homophilic cell-cell adhesion. Gene Ontology annotation, cellular component: plasma membrane. The coding region runs from base 19 to 2514 and encodes 831 amino acids. The record is from RefSeq and is a predicted model, not a curated record.